Molecule: messenger RNA, 3442 nt
Organism: Acanthaster planci (crown-of-thorns starfish)
Lineage: Eukaryota; Metazoa; Echinodermata; Asteroidea; Valvatida; Acanthasteridae
Gene: cul2
Product: cullin 2
Biological process (GO): ubiquitin-dependent protein catabolic process
Cellular component (GO): cullin-RING ubiquitin ligase complex
Molecular function (GO): ubiquitin protein ligase binding
Source: RefSeq, a predicted model, not a curated record
GUGCACCGCAGCCACGGCAGUGUAUGCAGUCUUGUCGCAUCGCGUGGUGGUGAAUGGCCAUGAUCGUGGAAAUGUGAGUGUACUUGGACAAUACGUUGUAUAUUGAAUGAAAUGCGUCAGUGAGCUGGCGUUGCAGGUAGGCUGAAGUGUCAACUUGGAUUCUUCAUAUGAUCAGACGAUUAAAAGUAAGGAGUCAAGACACAAAAUACGUAAAGGUGUUUAGUGGUAAUCAGCAUAGCUGGAAGUGGUGACAGAUACACUCCGUACUUGUAACAGAUCUCGGUACUUCUUACUUUCGCCAGAGGCAGCUAUCGAACAGAGUCCGUCUUUGACGCUCGCUACACUCGCUUCGGUUGAUUCGCUUUUUGAAUCGGUGAGGAGGAUUCGCAGCAGGUAUGUCUCUGAAGCCAAGAGCUAUCAACUUUGAGCAAACCUGGGACAGGUUGUUGGAGACUGUUAAAGGAGUCAUUCAGCUUGGCAAUGUCAAGAGGAAAAUAUGGAAUGAUCGCUUCUCUGAUGUUUAUGCCUUAUGUGUUGCUUUCCCUGAGCCACACAGCAACCGGUUAUAUGAAGAAACAAAAAUUUUCUUAGAAGAACAUGUACAAGCAUUACACAAGGAUGCUAUCCAGGCCGGGGACAGUCUUCUGUUCAUUUAUCACAGACACUGGCAAAAGUUCAGCAGAGGAGCCAGCUAUUUAGAUCAGCUGUAUUCUUACUUAAACCAGCAGUUUAUCAAGAGGCAAAAAAUGAGUGAAGCAGACCGUACCUUUGGGUACUCAUUAGACACUGAUGAAGAGCAACUCAUGGACAUUGGUGAGUUAGCACUUGAUACAUGGAAGAGAUUAAUGAUAAGACCACUGAAGAAAAAUCUUCAUGAGUUGUUGCUUAGAGAAAUACACAGAGAUCGGUGUGGAGAAGACACCAAUCAGGCUGUACUUCAUAGUGUCAUUAACUCUCUUGUUGACGUGGAGCGCUACAGACAAAAAGAUCAAGUGCAGUUGUACCAAGAAUUGUUUGAGAGCAAGCUCAUUAGUGAGACUGGGGAAUACUACCGAAAAGAAUCAGCCAAUCUACUACAAAAGCACAACUGUUCACAAUACAUGGAAAAGGUGCUACAAAGACUACAAGAAGAAGACCUCAGAAGUCGGAAGUUUUUACAUCCCAGUUCUUACAACAAGAUAAUGCAUGAAUGUCAGUCAAGGAUGGUUGCUGAUCACAUGGUCUUCCUUCAUGGAGAAUGCAGGAAUAUGGUUCGCAAUGAACUACUGGCAGAUCUCUCAAGGAUGUACAAGUUGCUGAAAUCAGUAGCAAAUGGGCUUCACAUCAUGGUCAACGAUCUCCAAGAACACAUCAAACAAACAGGGUUACAAGCAGUUUCAAGUCUACAGGGUGAAAAUAUACACGCCCUCUUUGUGGAUGCAAUCUUGGCCUUGCACAGCAAGUACACUAAGAUGAUUUGUGAGACACUUGGAAAGGAUAAAGUCUUCACCAUGGCCUUGGAUAAGGCCUGUGCUGCCAUAGUAAACCACAGACCUCACCAAAGACAACCUUGUCGAUCACCUGAGCUGCUAGCCAAAUACUGUGACACAUUACUGAAGAAAAGUGCUAAAGGAGUUAGUGAGUCUGAAAUUGAUGACAAGUUACAACAAUCUAUCUUAGUCUUUAGAUACAUCGAUGAUAAGGAUGUCUUCCAACGGUUUUAUGCCCGCAUGUUAGCCAAAAGAUUGAUUCAUGGUUUGUCGACAUCAAUGGAUGCUGAAGAAUCCAUGAUCAACAAAUUAAAGCAAGCAUUUGGCUACGAGUUCACAAACAAGCUUCACAGGAUGUUUACAGACAUAGGAAUUAGUGAGGGACUCAAUGGCAAUUUCAACACAUUUUGCCAGACCAAGCAAGUGGAUCUUGGUGUCAACUUUUCUAUUUAUGUCUUAACAACGGGGUCCUGGCCUUUGGGGCAAUCAUCACUCACACCAUUUGCAAUACCGCAGGAGCUGGAACAAAGUGUUAGCAAGUUUGAAGAGUUCUACAGUGAGAAAUUUCCAGGCAGGAAGCUGACAUGGUUGCAUCACUUAUGCACAGGUGAACUGAAACUAAACUAUCUUAAGAAGAGCUACAUUGUGACUGCAACUACCUUUCAGAUGGCAGUGCUUCUGCUGUUCAACAGCCAGUCUUGUCUACGAUACAGUGAAUUGUUAGAAAACACACAACUUAGUGAAAAGGAACUACAGAAGACCAUUCAAUCAUUGCUAGAUGUCAAGCUAGUGGAAAGCCAGUCACAGGAUAACUUGGAAACCAGUGUUACAUGUAGCUACAUAUUAAAUAUGGGCUACAGUAAUAAAAGAACUAAAUUCAAGAUCACGACAGCUGUCCAGAAAGAUACACCACAGGAGGUUGAGCAGACACAUGUUGCUGUGGAUGAGGAUCGUAAGUUGUAUAUACAGGCUGCUAUUGUACGCAUCAUGAAAGCGAGGAAACAGCUCAAACAUAGUAUACUAAUUCAAGAGGUCAUAAGUCAAGCCAAGGCAAGGUUCUCUCCAAGUAUCAGCAUGAUCAAGAAGUGUAUAGAAAUCCUGAUAGACAAGCAGUACUUAGAACGCACAGCAGCCUCUGAUGAGUAUGCGUACAUUGCAUAGUUACACAUUACUUUCUACAUACUUGUGUACAUGGUUCAUUGAAGCCAAACUCUGUGAUUUUCUUAGGAUUGUACUGACUAGGGCUGUUAGCUGUACAGCAGGGGAUUUAGUCCAGCUUUGAAGGCAAAUCUGAAAAGCAGACUGACAAAAAUAUAUUCAAUUGUAAAAUUGAAUCUCUAUGUGAAAGAAAAAUUGGAUAAGAUGGGAGAUUAUUGGGGCUCACAUUCUGCAAAGAUUUAUUGUAAAAUUGCCAAUUUGUAGUCAAAUGAGAGCCAUAUCAGGGUAUUAUCAUUACAACAGUGUACUUUGUUAAAUGAGAAGGGUCUGGUCACUGUAAGACAAAAUGGUUCCAAACAGCUUUUUGUAUCAAAUUGGGGUCCUGCAUGGUUGCUGUUAAUGGCCUGGACCAAAGGCUUUCAUCUGCUGCAUCAAAUCUCACAAAAGCUUGUGCAUCUUCAGCAACAUUUGGUUCCAUAACCUGUGUAGUUGAGGUGUUUCCAUGGUGCUUAAGUUACAUAAUACAUAAAUUUGUGACUUUUUUUACAAGUUUUGAUUGAUUACUUUUUCUGGACUUUAAUAAGACCAUUAAUCAGUAAUCACUAACUUGAGGGGAAGGCUUCCCAGAACCCCAUCAUUUUAGCCCCUAGCUUCUGAGGCUCAUUUCUGUCACUGCAAAACUAAUGCUGUUGGAGUAACAAAUACUGUUGAAACCUAAAUAUCCAUUUCACUUGGUAAAAUGUAUUGUAUGUAAUUUAUAUGUGCAAUACAGACUGUUUAACUGGCAAAUACAUUGAUCCUAAUUGAAUUCCUGA